Diachasmimorpha longicaudata is the source of this 1476-nucleotide messenger RNA. It is a transcript of the gene Ufm1, whose product is annotated as Ubiquitin-fold modifier 1. Bases 336 to 1310 code for a protein of 324 amino acids. Gene Ontology annotation, cellular component: nucleus; cytoplasm; Fanconi anaemia nuclear complex. Gene Ontology annotation, biological process: interstrand cross-link repair; protein K69-linked ufmylation. The transcript has 3 exons. The record is from RefSeq and is a predicted model, not a curated record. Lineage: Eukaryota; Metazoa; Arthropoda; Insecta; Hymenoptera; Braconidae.
UAAAUAUUUUUAAAUUGCUCAUAAACGUCACACAGGUGAUGGUAAUAAAGGAAUUUGGUUCCAAGCUCCCGAGAUAAAAAAGUGGGGAGUACAAGGGAAAUCAAGAGAAAUAUUGAGGUUACAUUCUCUCCAGCGAGUAGUAUUCUAAUUCAACAUCGCCCUUAUUAAAACCAAAUAAAAUUGAAUUAAACAAUUGAUAAUCAAAUACAACAAUGGCGUCUAAAGUCACCUUUAAAAUCACGUUGACGUCUGAUCCAAAGCUGCCUUUCAAGGUAUGAGACGUUGAAGAUUUGCCAGAAGAUGAAAAGGAAUCCGGUGAUGAAAAUGAAUAAAGAAUGGACGAAGAUCAGCUGUCGGAGAUUCUAAAGACAUUCGACAAUUACGUUACUCUGAUUGAAAAUCCAAGAAUAAUAGAGCAAAUAACCUUAGGAAAUGUAUCCACAGCCUUCAGCUGUUGUCGUUUCAUCGAGCGAACGAUGCUGCGUGCCAAAGAGAGCAACAAAAUUAAUGAAUUAAUGAGUAAUUUGCGAGGUCACUGGUCAAUGAGCAAUCGUGUGCACGUGUACAGCAUCGACACACUCCACAGGGCGUGUGACAAACUCGUUGAAGUGCUGAUGAAGUCGGUUGGAGUAUCGGGGGACAUUAUUGACAGACUUUUAUCGCUCUAUGUGAAUGAAUGUGGCAGAGAGAGACUCAGUAAAUUCAUCGAGGGCCUCUUUAAUGAGUCUGUGCUGACUAAUGCUGCUUUGAAAUGCAUGACAGAGGGUGGGUUAGACAAGUCCUUGAUCGAGGACGAGGGAAGGGUCUUUCUUUGGCACAAUCAGGCUUCUUGUGGGAAUGGCGAGGAGGUCAUGAAGUGCAUUGACAAGAUGAUUGAUGAUGGAUUAGUCGUAGAAGUCAUUGAGAGUUUAGAAAAGUUGAGUGAGGGUAGCCCUGCGAGGAAGCUCAUCGUCCAGAGUUUGAGCAGGAGAAUUAACAACUAUGAUGAGAAUGUGUGUUCAGAGGUCUUUAAGGUCAGGAGAAAGGUACUUGAGGACCUAAUGGAGGAUGAGGACUUUCGAUUGAAUUAUUUAGACAUAAUUUUUUAUUUUGGGAGAAGCAUGAAUUUUGAGAAUGGAGAGUGGAGUGGGAAUCAUCGAUUUUCAUUCGAGGAUAUUGUUGAUAGUUUGAAGGGAUUGAUAAGGGUUAGUGAGGAGAUUCGUGAGGCUGUUAAGAGUAGAAUAAUCUUGGCGAAGGGGAUGGAGGGGGGGAUGAUAUGGGAGGACGUUGAGGAGGCUUGUGAGAAUGAAUUGUAUGGGAUGAUUGUGUGAAGGACGAGUUGUUGGUAAAUUUUUCUGCUAAUUAUUCAUGAUCAAGUCAUUGGAAGAGCUAUUGAAAAACGUGCGAGGGUGAAAUUAAUUUCAUUGAGUUGAUUUAUUGGUAAUAAAGUUGUCUGGUGAAAUUAAGUCCAUUAGUUAUUAAUUGAAGUGGAAUUAA